Messenger RNA from Ostertagia ostertagi, 333 nucleotides. The record is from the annotation of a GenBank genome assembly. NCBI's taxonomy places the organism in Eukaryota, Metazoa, Nematoda, Chromadorea, Rhabditida, Trichostrongylidae.
AGGAUCGGCAACAGUGUGCAUGCCACAUGUGUGUUGGCUUGCACAGUGCUUCAUGAAACCGCCGCCGCAAACGCUCUUGGCUCCAUCAAGGAAAUAAGGUUUGUCGAUGUCAAAGAAACGAUCGAGCAGGAGAUCGCCACUCAAAUGAAGGCGAGAUUUGGCAGGAUCGGCAACAGUGUGCAUGCCACAUGUGUGUUGGCUUGCACAGUGCUUCAUGAAACCGCCGCCGCAAACGCUCUUGGCUCCAUCAAGGGACAUCUGGUGAUGAUGAGGCGGGGACAGCAGGGCAUGGCGAAGGAAUAUGAAAUAUGCAAAACGAGACCGAAGAGUUAG